Messenger RNA from Paramisgurnus dabryanus, 2023 nucleotides. RefSeq lists its product as uncharacterized. Gene Ontology annotation, biological process: regulation of gene expression. Gene Ontology annotation, cellular component: nucleus. NCBI's taxonomy places the organism in Eukaryota, Metazoa, Chordata, Actinopteri, Cypriniformes, Cobitidae. The record is from RefSeq and is a predicted model, not a curated record.
AUGACUGUUGUGAAGCAGCUGUUGCGUCACGCUCUCGACCAGCAGAUGGCGCAAACUCACCGCGUGUUACAUAAAACAACAGAAGAAGAAGAAGAGAAGCGCACAGGAUCAAUGUUCAUCAUGAGAGAUCAGAUGGAUGUGAUGUGCUGUAAAUCAGUAGGAACUGAUCUGUCCAUGCUGGAUAUUGAUGAUUUGAUGACAGAAAUCUAUCAGCUGAAGAAAGAGGUGGCGUUACUGGAGUCAAAGCUCAGGCAGAGAGAUGAACUGAACACAAAGGAUGUAUCUGGUGUCUCUCUCUGUGGCUUUACUGAUCAAACAUCUACAGAUCUUCUGGUUUCUGUCUGUAAUGAAGACCAGAAGACAUCAGUGAAUCUGCUGGACUGUGGGAUAGAAGUGAAACAAGAAGUCACAGAAGCAGAUGAAGGUUAUUUAAUUUAUUCAGACCUGAUGGAGCCAAAAGAAGAAAUUACAAAUUCAAGAGAACAGACAGAUCAAGAACUGAAAGCAAUAAAGGAGGAAAUUUCACAACUCAAUGAAAUGGAGGAGAAACCUCAUCAUUUGAUACCCAAGGAAGAAUCUCUGAGCUGCUUGAUUACUGUGAGGAAUUUGUCACCUGAAAGGAACCACAAGCAAAAGACAACAGCCAAAAAUUCUCUUAUUUGUCUUCAGUGUGGAAAGACCUUCCCCUAUAAAUAUAAACUUAAUAAGCACAUAAGAAUUCACACUGGAGAAAAACCUCAUAGAUGUGAUCAGUGUGGAAAAAGUUACAUGAAUAAAUGGCACCUUAAUGACCACAGGAGAAUUCACACUGGAGAAACACCCUACAGAUGUGAUCAGUGUGGAAAAAAUUAUUUGAAUAAAUGGCACCUUAAAGACCACAUGAGAACCCACACUGGAGAAAAGCCCUACAGAUGUGAUCGGUGUGGAAAAACCUUCGGUCGCAAGUCUUGCCGUAAUGUUCACAUGCAAAUUCACACUGCAGAAAAACCUUACAAAUGUGAUCAGUGUGGAAAUACCUUUAAGAGUAGAUGCUCCCUUACUGUUCACAUGCGAAUUCACACUGUAGAACCUUACAAAUGUGAUCAGUGUGGAAAUACCUUCAGGAAUAGAUGCUCCCUUAUUGUUCACAAGAGAACUCGCACUGGUGAAAUACCUUACAGUUGUGAUUUGUGUGGAAAGAGUUUUAAGAAUAAAUGCUCCCUUAUUGUUCACACGAGAACUCACACUGGAGAAAAACUUUACAGAUGUGAUCAGUGUGAAAGAACCUUCACUCGGGAGACUGAAUUUAAUGUUCACAUGAUAAUUCACACUGGAGAAAAACCUUACAGAUGUGAUCAGUGUGGGAAAAGUUACAUGAAUAAACGGCCCCUUAUUGACCACAUGAGAAUCCACACUGGAGAAACGCCUGACAUAUGUGGUCAGUGUGGAAAAAUGUUCAUGAAUAAAUGGCACCUUAAUGACCACAUGAGAAUCCACACUGGAGAAAAGCCCUACAGCUGUGAUCAGUGUGGAAAAACCUUUGGUCGCAAGUAUUGCCUUAAAGUUCACAUGAGAACCCACUCUGGUUUUGUGCCAGUGACUUUAUAGAGCCCCAGGUGUAAUUUAGGCUCUUCAGCUCUCCCUCCACCGUCCUACGCCAGGUAUUCUUGGGUCGGCCUCUUUUAUGUUUGCCAUCUGGUGUCCAGUGAAGGGCAGUUCUUGUGAUGCUUUCUUGCUCUCUACGUAUUACAUGUCCAAUUCAUUUCCAUCGCCUUAUCAUAAUGAUGGUAGCCAUGUUGUCAUAUUUACACUGGAGAAGUAGAAGUUGAUCGGAGAUGGUAUUUUAUGCUUUUAGUGUGGAAGGUCGACAGUUUGUGCAUCGCUUUCAGUUGUUUGCCAGCACUCAGAUCUGUAUAGCAGUGUACAGGGUCAGAUGCAGAUGGUUUUCAAAUCCCAAAGUCCGCAUUUAAACGGAUAGUUCAGCCAAAAAUUAUAAACCUCUGAUUUACUCACCACCAAGCUGUCCGAGAUGCAUAUGUCCAUC